Molecule: messenger RNA, 124 nt
Organism: Ambispora gerdemannii
Lineage: Eukaryota; Fungi; Glomeromycota; Glomeromycetes; Archaeosporales; Ambisporaceae
Source: the annotation of a GenBank genome assembly
UUUUCGUUGAUCCCUUCGUUUGAUGUCUCGGAGUCUGUGGUGUUUUCGUCGAGGAAUUCUCGUAGGAUUAUUCGUUCUUCGUUAGCUUGUUCCGUUGUUGGUCUCCGAGUCCUUACGAUUUACG